UGGGGAAUGAAACAAUGGACGUGCGGACAAUGGAACGCCCUGCGGGGCAGUGCGAAGCGGGCGGUAGCGUACCAAAAAUGGCUCUGGAAGGAGACGUGGUGCGGAAAUUUGUUACCACUGAGCUCCGUGACCGACAGGGAAAAAAAGAAAGACCCACUUACUUACCAUUUCCACUACAAUCUGCCCCGAGACAGAAUCCCUCAAGAGAAUCUGUAGCCGUAAGAUUAGAACUGCUGCUCUUCUAUGCUGGAGAAAUCUGAAGAUUGUGGCUGCAAGUUAUGUACUGCUGGUAGCAAGGACACCAUGCCAAGGCAACGGGCAGUGACAUGGGGCUCUGGCCCCAGGAGGUUCAGUCAGCUGGAAGGGUGAUUCCAGGGGAGACGAGACUGUAUUUGCUUUUUCUCCUCCGAUGCAACUUGCAAAAGUUUCCCUUUGCAGGCUGGAUCUGAGCAACAUCUCUCAAAAUCUCAGAAUCAGCCAACAGAAAUGGAGACCCUGGAUCUGUUGAGGAAUUGUUUGGUGUGCAAAUGGGACCUGCGGAGGAGAGACCCCAGAAUGCUGCCUUGCCUUCAUUCCUUCUGUAAGGACUGUCUUCCGGAUUUGAUUCAAGGAUAUAGCUGUAUUCCCACUGAGUACGAAGUUCUGUAUGAAGGUAUCCUUUCCUGCCCUGUGUGCAAACAGACCUGCUUUGCAAGGGAUGUAGUUGAAAACUUCUUUCUCAAGGACUUUCCCACUGGUAAUUCAGCUAUGGCAAAGAGCUGCUCCACGUGUAAAGAGAAGAGACCUGCUCACAGUCUCUGUACAAGCUGCAAUAAGUGGUUGUGCAGCUCCUGUACAGAGGAACACAGACAUGGCAAGGAAUCUGGAGACUGCUUCCUGUCUGUAUCCCUGAAGGGCUGCACAGCAACUGAAAAUGAAGCAAGCGAGUUUUCCUUAUUUUGUCCAGUGCACACUCAAGAGCCACUCAAGCUGUUUUGCGAGACCUGCGAUACCCUUAUGUGCCGCAGCUGCCUUCUGACAGAGCAUAAGGAACACAGGUUCAGACAUCUUGAUGAAGCUUUGCAAAACCAGAGGGUUAUCCUGGAAAAUGUCAUAACUAAAGUGGAAGAGAAAAAAAAUGGGAUUCAGGUUUCAGCUAAACAGAUUGAAGACAGGUUGCUUGAAGUAAAACAUUUAUACAAAAAGGUAGAAAAUCAAAUAAAAAUGGCCAAGAUGGUUUUGAUGAAUGAAAUCAAUAAACGAACAAACAUCCUUCUUGAACAACUUGAAAAAAUCACCAGUGAAAGGAAGCAGAAAUUGGAGCAACAAUUGCAAGGUGUUGUGGUUUUAAGCAGACAGGUAGACCAUGUGCAGAACUUCAUCAGUUGGGCAGUAUGCAGUAAAAACAGCAUCCCAUUUCUCUUCAGUAAAGAGCUGAUUGUAUUUCAGAUCCAGCGUUUGUUAGAGACAAACUGUAACACAGACUUAGGCCCUCCUCUGAAGAUCAAAUUUACUUGGGAUCCCUCCUAUUGGACUAAACAACUGUCCAAUCUGGGAGGUUUCACUAUGGAAGGUGGACACGUUUCUCACUCAGAUGUGCUAGUCUGUGGAAACGUGCAAGGAUUACAGACCUCCUUGUAUCAUGGGCACCGUUCCUCAGCAUCACAGCUGGAGCCCGUGAAUAGCCAGCCACAUCAGUUUCCACCUGCAGUUCAGUGUCCUAUGCCUGUGUGUUGCUCGCGCUGCCUCAGCAUACCUCACCCAAACAAAGCUCAACCUUCUUACCAAGACAUAAACCGCCAUCAAAAUUUUCGACAACCUCCUGAAAUGCAUCAGCAGCACUUUCCUCUGCAGUACAGCAUGCAGCAACAUGACAAAGAACAACGGGGUGGCCCCCAGCCUGUGAAGCUAACACAGUCUGCACUGGAACAGCAGUCACUGUCAGAGCCAGAGAACAUGUCUGGGAGGAUGGGAAAGCGCUUACCGUCCCAGCAGCUGCAGCAGGCUGCCCCCCUGGGCUAUGCUGUUGUAUCGCACGAGGCUCAGCAAGUUCACACGAGCCAUUCACAGCCGUUCCGCACACAGGCUUCUUUGCAGACAUCAACUGUGCAAGUGCAACUUGGUCAUCUCCAGAAGAUAAAAUCUAACCACUUGCAGCAGCCGCCACAGCAGCAGCAGCUGCCACCAGCAUCACCACCAUCAGGUCAGAAUGAGAACACGCACAAACAAGUCAUCCAGCAGAGCCUGGACAUAAUGCACCACCAGUUUGAACUGGAGGAGAUGAAAAAGGAUCUGGAGCUGCUUCUGCAGGCCCAAGGACAGUCUAGCUUGCAGCUGAACCAAGCCAAGCCACCUCAGCAUGUUCAACAGACCAUAGUUGGUCAAAUCAACUACAUAGUAAGGCAGCCAGCCCCAGUUCAGCAACAAAUCCAAGAUGAAGCACAAGUCUGUGAGAGUUCCACUGAACUUGAUGCCCAGAAGCCUGUAAUUCCUCUUGACAACAGUGAUAGUCCCUCCCUGCCACAGUCUCUAGAUGAAGAAGCCAGUGUCAGCAGUCAUUCCCCUGAGAGCACAUUGCAACAAUCAGCUUUCCAACCAGUGAGAAAGCAUUCGGCAUCCUUAAGCAUUGUGGGCUUUUCAAACAGUUUAGAAAUGGAAUUACCUUCAACAAAGUUAUCUGGCUCGGCCGAUCCACAGAUGCAAGGUGCAGCUGCUGCUGCAACACUUGGCCCAUCCCUGAAUGCCCUGCGUGACUGUGAUUCUCCACCAGAGUCGGUGCCCAGCUACAGCUUGGUGUUGGGCAGAGCUCCGAGUGACCUGAGUCCUGGGGCUGCCACUGGCCUUGCACCAGGUGAUGCACUCCAGGGCAGCACAAAGUGCAAGCUGGAAAAUGAAGACUUCAAUACUGUAGAUCAUCCUCUAGAAAACAGCUUGGCUACUGCUGGGCAAGAUGUAGUUAAUGAAUUAACUCUUUCUAUGCAAAAAGUGCUGGAAGAACCUAUUAAUCUUUCGAUCAAAAAAUCUCAACAUUGCACUUCUCCUUCUGAACUGAUCAGCAACACUUCUUUCCUGCCUGAAAAUGCCAGAAUGAGACAGCUUAAAAGCAAAGAAGAUUCCAAUAACUGUGAAAAGGAACAUUUUGAAAUGGAUAUGGAAAGCAAUCAGAAUGUCAGAACUGACCCUAAGGAGCAGAAGAUCCCCUAUGUGCGACUGGAACGUCUAAAGAUACGUACAUCAGAAGUGGGGGAGCUCCCGGUGUUUAAGCUCCAGCCACAGGACAAUGAGCAUGAGGGCAAUUUCCUCCUGAUUAUUGAAUGUGGGACCCAGUCUUCAAGUAUGUCUAUAAAAAUAAAUAAAGAUAGUCCACCUGAAGGACCGAAAUCCAAAGAGGAGCACUCAGAGGACAGAAAAUUUCUCAUAUCCCAGGCUGCAGGACAGACACAAUCUCCUCCUGUAGAUACUCCAUCUGUUGAUCAGAAGCUCAGCAAUGGCAUUUCCAUCAUGAAAAAAUCUCCAGUUACUCAGGAAAUCAAUCCAAUUGAAAAUGAGGAUUUCUGUGCUGUAUGUCUUAAUGGAGGAGAACUGUUGUGCUGUGAUCACUGCCCCAAGGUCUUCCAUCUCUCCUGCCAUGUUCCAGCCCUGCUCAGCUUUCCAGUGGGAGAAUGGGUGUGCACACUUUGCCGUAAUCCAUUGAAGCCGGAGGUAGAAUAUGACUGUGAAAACACACGCUACAGCCACAGCAAUAAUGUACAAUAUGGCCUUGAUGACUAUGACCAGAAGAAGUGUGAAAAGCUGGUGCUUUCCCUGUUCUGCAGUAGUAUGAGCCUCCCAUUCCAUGAACCUGUUAGCCCCCUGGCUCGGCAUUAUUAUCAGAUCAUCAAAAAGCCAAUGGAUUUGUCGAUCAUACGAAAAAAGCUGCAAAAAAAGGAUAAGUCCCACUAUUCUGCACCUGAGGAACUUGUGACUGACGUGCGUCUCAUGUUUUGGAACUGUGCAAAGUUCAAUUAUCCAGAUUCAGAGGUUGCUGAGGCUGGACGAUGCCUAGAUGUAUUCUUUGAGAGCAAACUGAAGGAGAUUUAUCCAGACAGGCAUUUUCCUUCGAUGCAGCAAGAAGACUCUGAUGCUGAAGAAGUGGACAGUCAGAAUAGCAAAAUCCCACCCCAAGAUUUUCAGUGGCCGUCGUACGGACAGGAGUGCAUUCAGCCUAAAAGGAGACGGCGCCAUGCUGAAUGUGAAAAAACUAAAAGAAUGAUGUUUCAGCCAGCUAACAGCCUUCCUCAGGUGUGACCUCCUCAAGAUAUGAGAUUUGCUAUGAGGAAUCCAGCAGCAUAGCUGACAGAGUUAAGGUGUGUGGGAGGAAAGCAAAGCACUUGGGCUGUUUAUUUAAACUCUCCUAAUCUGCUGACCAUAUGCCUUAUUUCUAGAUCUUGUGCAUAGAUAACAGAUCCAAAGUGUUUGAAUCUGUCGAUAUUCAAUUGUUAAAUCAUAUAUGUUUUGCUGUGUUUACACUGAAGUACUAAUGUUUUGGUGAUAGGUAACGAUGACGAAUAAUAAAAGUAACAUGCUAAUAAUAUCUAAUACUGCAGUACCAUUUUAUAAUCUGUUCAACGUGAUAUCUCUAUUUUAUAGAGCACAAGUGACCAUGUAAUAAUCUUGCAACCUCAGUGUGAAUGUUGACCAUGUGAUGUGUAGUCAUAAAAGCUGUAAUCCUGUUUUCUUAUUCAAUGAUUUUUCUGGGAGCUUGAUGCUCAAGGCCUAUGAGAUACUGUCUAAUGUGAUUAUCUGAUUAGCUGUUUCUUUUGAAACAGAGCAUUUUAGUUAAAUCAUGAAAGAACAAGUGCUAAUAGUGCUAACACUAGGGCUUUGUGUGAGCUGUUUCUAAGUGCAUACUGGAUGCUCUGUUCGCAAGGAAUGAUUCUUCAGUAUCUAAUUCAUGCUCAGUAAAGCAGUGUGAGACUUCUUGGGUCUCAAAGGCAGCAUUUUUAUACAACCCAAGCCAGCUGUUUUUCUUUAAAGCAGAUACUGGAAUUCAGUAAAUUAACUAUGAAGCAAAUUACAUGGUUAUAGAAGCGGCUAUAAAAUAACGUCAUAUAUUCCUGAUUUUCUCUUUGCUUAUUUCUCAUAGUUGUGAUUACCAACAGUGCUAGAAGAUGAUGAUAAUGUGUAUAUGUAGAAGAUCAAACAGAAUGAAAGGAUGUCUAAGUUGUUUUGAUUUUUUUUUUGUUGGUGGUUUUUGGUUUGGUUUUUUUUUGGGUGGUGUUUUUUUGUUUUUUGCUAAAUUCCACAAUGUAUUGGCAGAACACCACCAAGGGCUGGAAGAGCAAUUUUAGAGUUUACUUGAACAAAGAGUAGCAUGUAAUUGUAAAGCUUGAAGGGUGGGAUAGGUAACAAGACAUGACACCUGAUCAGAGAGUGAUGGUUUGCAAGCUGUUCUCACCUCUUCCAGAAGCAAGUGAGCCAGAUCUUUACGUGGUCAAUACUUUCUUCAUGUGUCUGAGGCGCAUCUUCCUCCUUAGAGCUCUGCCCACCAGCAUAAAGCUGGGCUGUGGUCUGGUUCUGAGACACAAAGGUUGUUGCAGAUCUCAAACACAGUUAAAGUUCAUUUUAAUUAAGUUCCUGUAAAUAAAGAUGAUAUUUUCAGCAUAGUUUAUAUGGGCUAUUUGGUCUGGUAACCAUGUAUGUUAUUUUAGAUAACACUUCAAAGUAAAGGUUUAUGUGUGAAAUAAUAAGAUGUGAACAUUACAUACAUUCCACUAUCUACGUGACUUAGUUUGCCCUUAACUUGGUAGUGAGCUAAUGUUUUCUUUUCUUUGAAGAAAUGAAAAUCUGGAUAUUAUAAGCUGACUGGAAAACCGUGAGAUGAAGGGACAGCCUUUAAAUUUUCUAUAUGUGAAUUCCUAUGUGUUUGCUUUCUGUCAAACUCCUCAAAACAGUAAGUGUCUUGGCACAGGGAAAUGAGUGCAGGUUUGUAACUGAAUGAAUCAUCCUUACCUGUGCUACAGGUAUCACGUUUUCUCAGUUGGUAAUUACUUCCUCAACCAAAGACCUGUCUUUUACCAUUAAUAACGCAAAAAUGAUAUGCUGUAUAGCCUUCAUCUAGGGGCAAAGGUAGAAAUAGGAGAGACUAUCGACAACUUCCUCUUUUCCUGGAAGAGCAGAGUCAACAAGAGCCUGCUCCUAUUUCUUAAAGGCUGUAAGUUUAACUGUACCAUUAGUUUCGGGGAACACCUGUUCUAAUAAAAUUUGUCCAGGAUAUAUUAUGCCUUUAUUAAAAAUAAAGCGUACUGGUUUGUCAUCAUAUAUAAGAUACCCUUUGGAUGUGUGCUGGCAGGACUCUAUGGCCUGAGCACUCUUCAGGCUAACUUUGUUUUUGAUUACUUUUCUAAGACAUAGUAACAGUUAAAAAAAACACUUGUAAACUUCAUGUGGUGUUGGUAAGCAGAACAAAAACUGAACUCAUACAUAUGACUUUACAUACUUUCAGACACAAAUCUGUGGGUCAGCUUCACGAUUGCAUGUCAUAAGAAGAUCAUCCAUCUCAAACAUUGCCUUAAAACUGCUGGCUUGUGAUGUUCCUGCUGCUGAUACCAUACCACCAGAGCCCGGAAAUUCUUGGGGCUUUUACUCUGUUGAAGUCCAAUUGCACACUGGUAACAGCAGAGACAGGUGCGAAAGGGAGGGUCUCUUUUCUAAAAAUCUAACAGCCCACAGAGCCCAAAAGAGAAGUGAUAGGUUAUGUAGUUACUUUUUUUUCUAUCACACAGCCUAUUUCACAAUCCAGAAUGCAUACAAAAGGAAGCAAGGAGGAACUCCUGAAGUUUUCCACUGGAAGUAAGUAUAGCAGAAACAAAUGCCAGGAACGCUGUGGAAACCCUAGCAAAUGCACUAGGCUCCUGCAAAUGCAACCAAGGGCACAAUUUUUCCUUUUGUCUUUAGUAAUAGGUUACAUGUAAAAUGGGAAAAUCCUCUUUGUGCUUAAGCAGUUGGAAAAGAGAUUGAUUACACUUCAGUAAUAGGUCUGUUGAAGAAGAAAUGACAGCUACAAAUUUGACUUUCAUUCCCCUACAGACAAUUUCAAAGACAUACUUUUUCUGGUAUCGUUACAGCAGAAUGGCAUUAGAGUUAAUACAAACAGGUGUUUAACAAUUCAGAUUAUUGAAUGACUGCA
Molecule: messenger RNA, 7147 nt
Organism: Grus americana (Whooping crane)
Lineage: Eukaryota; Metazoa; Chordata; Aves; Gruiformes; Gruidae
Gene: TRIM66
Product: tripartite motif containing 66
Exons: 22
Coding region: 487-4266 (1259 amino acids)
Molecular function (GO): protein binding; zinc ion binding
Source: RefSeq, a predicted model, not a curated record